AAAAGAGAAAGCUGGAUAAGAAAUUCCAAGAAAGAAGCAAAGAGUUGAUGGUGAUGGUGAGAAGCAAAAAGAUGAUGGUGAAGGUGAGAAGCAUGUUCCAAGGCGAAGCAAUCGGCUCACAACUCCAUCAUUUUCAACCAUUACUCCAUAUAAAGCACCAAGAAACCCUGCCACAUCUGCUAUUCCUCCAAUGUUCAACCCUUUCCUGUCUCCAUCUUUCAAUGACAUUGAAGAAUUGAAUUCUUGGAAGAGCUCAAAUAUCAUAACAGGGGUAAUAACGGAUACAGAACCAUUAACCUCACAUUGGAUACAUUUGCUGGGAAGACCAGAGAAGAAAUUGCAAGAAACGCAUAUUGAUGCAGCUUUGGGAUUACUUUGGUUGAGAAGAAACAAGGAUCCCAUUUAUUUUCACAACAAGAGACUUGCAAAAUCAACCUUUGUGAGGCCAGACUUCUUUUUAAAAUUGAAAGCUGGAUACUUCAGUUUCAAGAAGGAUAACUUUAAAUCACAACAUGUGUUUCCAAAAGAAGUCACUGAUAUUGUGAGUGGGAAGUUGCCUUCGGUUUGUCUUCCUACUGAGAAGUGGCAGGAUCUCGAGGGAGUUUAUGGUAUUGCCUAUAACUCUAAAUACAAACAGUUCAUUGGUAUGGAAAUAAGCUUCAAGUCCAGGAAGAUUACUGUUUUUGAUUGUCGAACUCAUGAGAGUAAAGGUGACUUGGUGGAAACUCAUGUUAAGCCAAUUGCAGAUUAG
Messenger RNA from Camelina sativa (false flax), 751 nucleotides. The record is from RefSeq and is a predicted model, not a curated record. Lineage: Eukaryota; Viridiplantae; Streptophyta; Magnoliopsida; Brassicales; Brassicaceae.